AUGGCGUCUUCAUCUCUGUCAGUGGUGCUGCUCCUUCUGUGCCUGGCCGCGGCGGCGUCGGCGCAGAUGUCCCCGAGGUUCUACGACGCGUCGUGCCCCGGGGCGCUGGCCACCAUCAAGAGCGGCGUAGCGUGCAAGCGCACCGUUUCCUGCGCCGACAUCCUCGCCGUUGCCGCUCGCGAUUCCGUCGUCGCGGUAGGAGGGCCGUCAUGGACAGUCUCUCUGGGGAGGAGGGACUCCGACACGGCUAGUGAGACACUGGCCAACCGUGACCUGCCUGCACCAUCACUUAGCGUCACGGACCUCAUCACCCGCUUCGCUGCCAAGGGGCUCAACCACACCGAUAUGGUCGCCCUCUCUGGUGCGCACAUCAUAGGGCGGGUGCAGUGCAAGAACUUGACCAGGCUCUACAGCGAGGAGAACAUUGGCCCGGCCUUGGCGACGUCGCGCCAGGCCACCACUAAUAGAAAACAGGGCUUUGGUUCAGGCCGGGUCAGCCCAUUAGUCCUGGUUCAGUCCAGAACCGGGACCAAUGUGGGCAUUGGUCCCGGUUCGUGA
This is a messenger RNA of Triticum turgidum subsp. durum (durum wheat), 558 nucleotides long. Lineage: Eukaryota; Viridiplantae; Streptophyta; Magnoliopsida; Poales; Poaceae. The record is from the annotation of a GenBank genome assembly.